Tachysurus fulvidraco (yellow catfish) is the source of this 1538-nucleotide messenger RNA. RefSeq names its product low choriolytic enzyme-like. Gene Ontology annotation, biological process: proteolysis. The coding region runs from base 63 to 953 and encodes 296 amino acids. The transcript is spliced from 9 exons. Gene Ontology annotation, molecular function: metalloendopeptidase activity; zinc ion binding. Lineage: Eukaryota; Metazoa; Chordata; Actinopteri; Siluriformes; Bagridae. The record is from RefSeq and is a predicted model, not a curated record.
UAAACUGCACUCCGUGAGCGUUCACUACUCAAAGUGCUGCUUCACUGAAUCCGUCUCUCAUCAUGCAUCUGCUGCAAAACAUCCUGUUCCUGCUGGGCAUCGGUCUAGUUCAGAGCCGUGCCAUAAAGGUGCUGGUUGAUGUGAACACUGAGGAUGUGACUAAUGACAUCAAAGACCCUGAUUAUUUCUCUGUAUCUUCUAUAAUUGAAAAUGCCAACAAGCACGCUGAUGACAUCAAUGACCCUGAUUAUUUCUCCGUAUCUUCUAUAAUUGAAAGAGCCAACAAGAAUGCUGGAUACCUGAAGGAUGGUAUGAUCAUUACACAUGGUGACAUAGCGGUGUACCCUGGGCUCAAGAAUGCAGAUCCAUGUACUUCUCGCCGGUGCAAGUGGCCCAGGGCCAGUGAUGGGAAGGUUAAAGUACCCUUUGUCAUUUCCAGACAGUAUGCAACCUCUGAAAGAAACAUUAUCGAGCGUGCCCUGAACUCCUUCAGAAAUUCAACCUGUAUCCAAUUCGUACCUCGCAGCAAUGAAGAAGACUUCAUUCAUAUACUGUCAGACCAGGGGUGCUACUCUUCAGUGGGUCGUAGGGGUGGAAGGCAGGUUGUUUCUCUACAACGCAAUGGCUGUGUUUUCCAUCACAUCGUCCAGCAUGAGCUUCUGCAUGCUCUGGGCUUUAAUCAUGAGCAGACUCGUAGUGACCGUGAUGAUCAUGUCAGAAUCCUCUUGCAGAAUGUUAUUAAUGGACAAGAGCACAAUUUUGAUAAAAUUAACACUAACAAUUUGAACACGCCAUAUGACUACAAUUCUGUCAUGCACUAUUCAAGGUUUGCUUUCUCCAAGAACAGGGAGCCGACCAUCAUCCCUAUUCCGGACAAUAAUGCUCCCAUUGGACGUGCCACCGAAAUGGGCCCCAAUGACAUUCUACGUAUUAACAGACUGUAUUGCAGUUAAAUAUGUCACUCUUUACAUCACCAGUGUAUUUCAAAUGCUUUUGAAUCAUUUUUAAAUCUGUAUGCAAAGUUUAAAAUGAUUCUGCUGAUGGGUUUUUCCCCUCAAAUAUCAGAUUUGCCAAAACAGCCACCUGGGCACAUUUUGAUAAGAGUUUAUUGCAAUGUUUGAUUGACAUUUUCUCUGUUCAGCUAUUAUGAGUUUAUCUGAAGUUUUUACCUGAGUGUUCAAUUUAAAUAUCCUCCUUAUAGCAGUACCAUGAAUGCUGUUUCGAGCUGAAGUUAUUCAAGGAAGUCAAAAUCAAAGCAAGUCAUCUUUUAGUACAGUGCUUAAACUUUUGCGAACAAAAGCCGGCGACUCCCUAGUUUGAUCAUCUUUAUUUCAUCAAAGCCACCAUCAUCUUCUAUUCCUCUUUACAUGCCUCUUUUAGCUUCUCUUCCAUCACAUUUUUACAAUUUCUAACAUUCUAACACAUCCUCUAAUAAAUUUACUAAUCAUGUUGUAUUUUUGCUAUACAUGUAUUAUACAUUUAUUAUACAUUUUAUAAAUCAAUUGCAAGAAUAAAAAUCAUCCACAGAUCAAGAAACA